This is a messenger RNA of Daphnia carinata, 1881 nucleotides long. RefSeq lists its product as uncharacterized. The transcript is spliced from 5 exons. NCBI's taxonomy places the organism in Eukaryota, Metazoa, Arthropoda, Branchiopoda, Diplostraca, Daphniidae. The record is from RefSeq and is a predicted model, not a curated record. Bases 96 to 1613 code for a protein of 505 amino acids.
GCGACUGUCAAUAGGCGUUUUACAUCUUUUUGUCUUUUGUGAAGUUAGUACGUUUUGCUUUUCUAAUAGAAGCACUUAAAGGGUGCUUUUUACAAAUGAAGAUAAGCGACGAAUCGCCACCUUCCAUUCCGGAAGAGCUGGCUAGUGCUAUGCCGCCAGAAAUGGUGAUGCAGCUCAUUCAGGUCUCUUCGGCCUUUCUUGUUACGCUCAACUCGUAUGUAGCGUCAACCCGCGAGAUUGACCGUCGAUCACGACGCCUCAGACGAUCUCGGAUGCUGCUUCUCAUGAGAUUAAUGCAGCUUCGUGAAGAUAAAUCUCAACGUUUACUAGCUGCACCACCUCCAGUUCCAAUCCCGAUUCCUGUCCCUCGAAUAGUGAAACCACCACCAGCGGGCAACAAGUUUUGGGAGAGAGAAGUUCCUCGCUUUUCUGAAGCUCAGUUUCAAAAAGAGUUCCAUGUCAGUAAAAGAACCUUCAAUUACCUUUGUAAUGCUCUCAGACCCACACUUUCAAAACGAGAUGCCAAUUUAAGAGCUCACGUACCUCUGGAAAAGCGUGUUGGUGUAGCCCUGGCAUUGCUUGCUUCCAAAAAUGAAUAUAAGAAUGACUACAGUGUCAUUGCACACACCUUUGGCAUUAGCAAAAGCUCAGUUGCCAUUAUAUUUAAACAAUUUUGUAAUGCAGUUGUGGAUAUCCUGUUUGGCAAGGUUGUCCAAUUGCCAUCGGGACCAGGUUUCCGCGAAGAGGCCGAUAAAUUUGAGCUCAGGUAUUUGUUCCCUGACACUAUUGGCGUUGUCGGUGCAACACAUUUACCAGUAGCUACUCCGCGUAAUUGCGGUACAGGCUACACGAAUUCGUCCGGUUGGAAUUCUAUCGUUCUGCUGGGUGUAGCUGGUUACAACAACAAAUUAGGCUAUGUCUGUAUCGGCCAGCCGGGCAGUACAGACAACACGGCAGUACUCAAAGCGUCGCAAUUGUACAAAACGGCCCAAAAAGGCAAACUUUUCCCGGCUGACGAAGACUUGCAUUUCCUCGCCGAUCACACCUUCCCGUUGCAAAAUUGGCUCUUGACGCCUUAUCGCAUGGAUGAAGUCUGCGAUAGGGAAUCAUACAAGACACUCAAUCAACACCUCAAAAACGCUCACAAAUGUGUAGAAACCAGUUUUGAAAGACUAAAAGGUCGAUGGGGACUGUUGCUUAAGGGUUGCGAUCUGGCCAUGGACUUUACCAAAGUGGUUCAAGUUUGUUGUGUCUUGCACAAUCUGUGCGAAGAGGCGGGAGACAUGUUUUUCGAGCACUGGUACGGAACGGUGCGAACUUUUGAUGCAGCGCACCCGCAACCCAAAUCGAAAGCAGCAGCUGCGCACAUCCGAGACGAGGACGAUGAAGACGAAGAGGACGAAGAAGAGUAUGAAGAAAUGCUUGCGGAAGCAGGUGCCAAACGUGAUCGGUUAUCGGAACGUCUCAUUGUUAGUGCCGCUGCUGCUGCGGCCUCACAAGCUGCAACAGCAUUACCUCCAUUGGCGCUCAGUCGACCGGAUGACAGGCGGAAUUCAUUCCCCUCGCCAUUAACGGAGCACAGCUUCUCACAAGACGAUUCGGAUAUGUAUUGAAUAGACCUGCUAAAGAAAAGAAAAAAAUGAAGACAGAACAAAAAGGAAGAAGCCUUUCUAGUUUGUUUCUAAUCGGCUAUUUCAAAUUGUGUGUUGAGACGUUCGAGUUUGGGUCAGCAUGGUGACGAUUCACUGAAAACAUAAAAACACUUUAAUUUAAGGAAACAUGUUGUUCUGAUUUGUUUGUUUUUUUGCGUGUGUUUGUGUGUGUGUAUAAAUUUCAAAAAAUGAAAAUUUACUUGACGGAAGCAAAAUUUUGUCAAUUUAA